Molecule: messenger RNA, 837 nt
Organism: Mytilus trossulus (common blue mussel)
Lineage: Eukaryota; Metazoa; Mollusca; Bivalvia; Mytilida; Mytilidae
Exons: 9
Coding region: 1-837 (278 amino acids)
Source: RefSeq, a predicted model, not a curated record
AUGAUUGCAGUUACAGGUGAAGCCUAUUACAUGAGAUGGGUAUAUAGUAUGUUUGGUUUACCGUUAAUUGAAUACAGUGGGAAACCUUACAGCGUAGAUGAGUGUAUGGAUAAAUGCUUCAGCUUAAUGAGGAAUGGAUACGCAUGUUUAGGUUUUGAGUACAGUCUAGGCAAUUCUACCUGUCGAUUCCUUGAAGCAAAUUUUCAAAACGAUGCUACUAAAUAUUAUUUGACGCCUUAUUGGGACCAUUAUAUGCUCGGCAGCACAACACCAAUUAUAGGAGGUCCUGUUGUAUAUGAUGAUGAAGUUAUCACAACAUCAGGUGGCAGAAGUGAGAGUUACAGUGAUGAACGUGUACUAACAUCAUCAAUCCCAAGAAGGUCGAAUUUGAAGGUGAAUGACUUGCGCACAACAGCAGGUGAAAGUAGUGAAAUUUUGAACCAUAAAAGUACCACCUCAACAAAAUUAAAAUACGGACCGGAAAAAUACCCAUCAAUUGAAGGAAUUACAUUUUGGGGUAUAGUUUUAGCAAUAGGAGCAGUCACUAGUUUUGGUGGUAUUUUCCUGAUUAUACAUAGAAUUUUGAAAACACCACAUUCACAUGAUCUUCGAAAGCUGGACUGGAGGACAUUCUUCCUGUCGUCUGUCAUUCGUGUCAAAUGGGAGACGACUUUAGUUCUUGUUAAACUAAUUCAGUUGUUUCUAUACAAUCUAUUAGACCAAUGGAAAGAAUUUUCAGAAAAAUGGUCCAAAGGGCAUGACAACGAAGAAGCAAUAGGUUGUCCGAAUGAAGUCAUAGCUCGCAAAAAGACAAUGCAACUAAGAGGCAUGAUAUGA